AUGCGAUCAUCCUCUCUCCACCAGCUACGCCGUGCUGCACUCCGUCCGCGUGCGCGACACUUCACCAAAGGCGAUGUUGUGCUCCUGCGCGAGAGCAAGGAGACUCAGGAUGGGCGCCUUGUGAAACUGCAGGCGACCAAGACCCUCGGCACACACCGAGGCGUCGUCAAGCAUGCAGAUGUUAUUGGAAAGGAGCCACGGCAAAUUGUCCGCUCCCACAAGGGCGACACCUUCCGCAUCUUCGAGCCUACGUUGGCCGAAUAUGUCAGAUUGACACCGCGCCUUGUUACUCCAAUCUACCCUUCAGAUACCAACCUCAUAGUGUCCCUGCUCGACAUCCACGUAGAUACUCCAUCCGCUACCCCCAGCACAGAACCACCUCUUGAGAUACUCGAAGCCGGCACAGGCCAUGGAGCGCUGACGCUGCAUCUCUCUCGCGCUAUACACGCCGGCAACCCUCCAGUUCCAAGAACGCCGUCCUACGUCACUACCGAAGAAGAACCCGAAGACGCAGUAUACCUCGGCGAGUCCAUAUCAGACCUACAGGAAUCAGCACUAUCGUCGUGGAAGCAGAACCGUCGCGCUAUCAUACAUACCCUGGAUAUAUCCAGUAAACAUUCGGUACAUGCGAAGAAGAUAGUCGAAGGCUUCCGACAUGGCAUGUACGCGGGCAACGUCGACUUCCACGUCGGAGACGUGUCUGAGUGGAUCGCCAAACAGAGAGCGUCGAGAAAUACUGAGGAGCCAUUCCUGACUCACGUGUUCCUGGAUCUUCCCAAUGCGACAAGUCACCUCGCUAAUGUCGCUCCUGCGUUGCACGUCAAUGGCAUGCUCGCCGUCUUCAACCCAAGCAUCACCCAGAUCGCUGAAUGUGUCGAAGCUAUUCGGGAACAUAAGAUGCCCUACCUUCUUGAUCAGGUCAUUGAGCUAGGAGCAGGUACAAUUCGCGAGUGGGAUGUUCGUGCAGUCAGACCGAGAGCGCCUAUGAAGAAGGCUCAGCCAGAGCAACCUUCCGAGCCUUCGGGCGAUGAAAGCGCAGAUUCAGAAUCAGGCCAAGAAGGACGCGAUAACGAGCUAAAAGAAGAUCUGAGCAAACAGGAGGAGAAAUGGGUCAUGGUGUGCCGACCAAAAGCCGGCCAAAUGGUUGUCGGAGGUGGCUUCUUGGGUCUAUGGAGGCGUAUGGAGAAGCCAGAGAAGAAGGAAGCGGCGGAGAGGCCUGACAGUGAACCAUUGACUGAGUAG
Messenger RNA from Alternaria novae-zelandiae, 1242 nucleotides. RefSeq lists its product as uncharacterized. The coding region runs from base 1 to 1242 and encodes 413 amino acids. Gene Ontology annotation, biological process: tRNA methylation. Gene Ontology annotation, cellular component: tRNA (m1A) methyltransferase complex. The record is from RefSeq and is a predicted model, not a curated record. NCBI's taxonomy places the organism in Eukaryota, Fungi, Ascomycota, Dothideomycetes, Pleosporales, Pleosporaceae. The transcript has 3 exons.